UUUCUUUCAGUGUUUCGCAGCCGAGCAGCUGUCACUUGUCAGAUCUCCAUCGUUCCAUCAGCGAGAUUGUCGUGUCGACUGCGAUUCGAAACUACAGAUACAUCGGAAUAACACUCUUCCAGCAGUUCGCAACAAAUGGCAUCCGCUGUGUCGAAAACCCCGAUGCUUCGUGCUGCUGCGGCUCGCGGAUUUGCAGCGCAGGCUCAGGCAGCUGCCGCCUCCCGUGGUUCCAAUGAAGCGCAGACCACCACCCUACCGAGCAAACUAGUGGUUGCCUCAGCAGAACCAAAUGCUUCAGUCGCUCGUGUUUCCAUCGUCUUUCGGGCUGGAUCCCGCAACGAGUCUGCUGAAAAUCGCGGCGCUUCGCAUGUUUUGCGUGCUGCUGCGGGUCUUUCCACUAAGACCGCUACUGGUUUCGGUAUAACGCGUAAUUUGCAACAGGUUGGUGGCUCGCUCACAGCGACCGGUGACCGUGAAUUAAUUACUUACACGGUGGCCGUUACCAAAAAUCAUUUGGAGACAGGUCUAAAAUAUCUGGAAGCUGCUGCUACCGGGCAAGUUUUCAAGCCCUGGGAAUUAGCUGAUAUAACUCCAAUGAUAAAAGCAGACAUUGCCCGUAUUCCAGUGGAAGUACAAGCAGUAGAAGCUUUGCAUAAAGCCGCCUUCCACACUGGGUUAGGUAAUUCGGUUUUCUGUUCGAAGUAUCUGGCAGGAAAGCACUCGUCUGAAACCAUGCUGCACUAUGUUGCUGCUAAUUGCACCGCGAAUCGUGCGGCCGUUUCGGGCGUAGGUGUCGAUCAUCAACUGUUGGUCGGAUUUGCCCAAAGUUUAGGCUUGGAGUCAGCGGCUGCCAGCGAAAACAAGUCCAAUUUCAACAGCAGCGAGGUACGCCAUGAACGCGGGGGAAGCCGUGCUGCUGUGGCUGUUGCAACGCAAGCCGCCGGAUGGAACAAUUUGAAGGAAUGCAUAGCUUACACAGUUCUACAGUUUGCUUGCGGAGCCGGUCCAGUUGCGAAGCGAGGUGCCAAUAAUGGUGUGCUAACCAAGCAAUUUGGUGGCAGUGUUGCAGCAAGUGCCCUAUGCUCCACCUACACCGAUAAUGGGCUGAUCGGAUUUAUCGUUUCCGGAAACGCUAAAGAUGUUGGCCAAGCUGUUGAAACUGGGAUCAAAGGACUCAAGUCACUAAACGUAAGCGAUGCUGACGUUGCUCGCGGCAAGGCUGGUGUACUAACGUGGCUUUUGGACUAUCUGGAGACCCACUCCACGUUGGCAUUCGAUCUUGGUGAACAGGCGGCUCUGUUGGGACAAGUAUACGGUAAAGCUGAAAUAGCUGCCCUUGUCAAUGGAGUUUCCUCCGGCGAUGUGCAAGCAGUGGCUAGGAAGAUCGCUUCAGGCAAGUUGGCUAUCGGUGCCGUCGGAAAUUUGAGCAGCGUUCCUUAUUUAUGUAAUCUAAAUUAAAAGGGAAGCGGUUAUGGUGUCUGCUUGGCGUAACUAUCAUUAUUACUGUGAAAGAUACAAUUUGAAAAUAAUGUAACCUUAGUGCAGUUGCCUAGCAUCA
Topomyia yanbarensis is the source of this 1558-nucleotide messenger RNA. It is a transcript of the gene UQCR-C2, whose product is annotated as cytochrome b-c1 complex subunit 2, mitochondrial. The coding region runs from base 136 to 1458 and encodes 440 amino acids. Gene Ontology annotation, molecular function: metal ion binding. The record is from RefSeq and is a predicted model, not a curated record. NCBI's taxonomy places the organism in Eukaryota, Metazoa, Arthropoda, Insecta, Diptera, Culicidae. Gene Ontology annotation, cellular component: mitochondrion. The transcript is spliced from 5 exons.